UAACAGGUGCGUGCUCGGAAACCACGGAACGUUAUCUGGUUAUCUGAAUGUAAUAUUUGUAUUCAUGUUUUGUGAAAACUUUGUGUAUUCGUAGCAUUUUUCACAAAAUGGCAACAUUCACAAAGAUGAAUAGACUUUGUUCUUCAAUUUGUAAAUUAUUGUUAAAGCAACCAAAGAUACUUGAAGGGAACAGGACAUUUUUUUUACAGAGAGGAAUGAGAACUACCCCUGUAAUCCACCAGAAUCCACAGGGGCAAGAACAGCAGGGUAAUGGUACUCCAUCUCAAUAUGAAGAACAACAAAGGAGAAACAAAGAAGCAGAAUUUACUGAACUUGUCCGAGACUUUUUAAACCCAGGAGAAUUCUACAAUGCAUGUGUAGGACUUGGAAUAGAUUACUUUACUGGAGUACCAGAUUCACUGCUAAAAGAUUUUUGUGCCUAUGUGACAGCCAAUGCACCUGAAGGGAAACACCUGAUAGCUGCUAAUGAAGGCAAUGCUGUUGCCUUGGCAUCAGGUUAUCACCUAGCAACAGGAAAGCAUUCAAUGGUUUAUCUACAGAACUCAGGUCUAGGUAACAUAGUUAACCCAAUAAUGUCUCUGACAUCACAGUCUGUAUACAGUAUCCCUAUGUUAUUGUUUAUUGGUUGGCGAGGAGAACCAGGCAAGAGAGAUGAGCCACAGCAUACAACACAAGGACAAUCAACUCCAGGUCUUUUAGCUGCACUAGGUAUACCAUUCCAGCCUUUACCAGAUUACCAAGAGGGAGCUGAACAGGCUUUGGUCACAGCCAAACAUUAUAUGAAGAAAGCCAAUGCACCGUAUGCCUUACUUGUUAAGAGACAAAUAUUUUCUCCAUACAAACUUCCUAAGACUGGAGAACCACAAUUUCCUUUAAAUAGGGAAGGUGCAUUAAAAGUUAUAGUAGAUUGUUUAGGAAAUAAGGAUGUUGUUAUAAGCACAACUGGUAUGACAUCUAGAGAGUUAUUUGAAUACAGGGUAACAAAGGACAUGGGUCAUGAGAAAGAUUUCCUGACAGUAGGUUCUAUGGGUCAUGCCUCUACAAUAGCCUUGGGAAUCGCACUACAGAAGCCAAGAAGACAGGUAUUCUGCUUGGAUGGUGAUGGAGCAGCCAUUAUGCAUUUAGGAUCCAUGGCAUCCAUAGGUCAGAAUGGGCCAGCCAAUUUAAAACAUGUGAUUAUAAAUAAUGGAGCUCAUGAUUCAGUAGGAGGACAACCAUCAGAUGCAAAGAACCAUGAUACGUUCUCAUUUGUUAAAAUAGCUGAAGGUUGUGGUUAUAAACAGGCCUUUUCAGCAACAACAGAAGAAGAGAUAAAAGCUGCUAUAACAGCAAUGAGGUCAAUGAACGGACCUGUGUUGUUAGAGAUUAAAGCAGAGAAAGGACAUAGAAAACAAUUAGGCAGACCCACUAGAACUCCUUUACAAAAUAAAGAAGAUUUUAUGCACUUCUUAGCUAUUGGAUAAACAAUCAGUUCUUUCAAAACAUUUCUCCUGGUAUUUCAUAUGAACUUGCAAUUUAUAGGUAUUAAAUUUACAUAAUUAUCAAAGAAGGGGUAUUCAUUUUUUUUAGAAGUGCUUUAGGAUUCUUUUUAUUGUAUUCAUAUAAUAUCAAACUGUUCUGGGUUUUAGAACAGGAGGUAAACAGUAUUUUUUUGUCAUUUUACAUUGGGUAAUCAAAUAGCAUUAAGUGUUUCAAGUUUAAUAGACCACCAAUGAUAGAUAAUGGUUUUUUUUUUAUUGCUGCUUGUCUAAGCUUGAUUUUAAGGAUAGGUUAAAAAUCUUGCUGUCCCAAGUCAUUGCUCAAUUCAACUUAAUUUGUUAUUGUUACAAUUUUACAAAAAUCUGAAUGUGAAUUUUUUUGUUGAUAUACAUUUGUACUUAUACAUAUAAUUUUUGCAGUUGACAUUUUUAAUUUUGAUAAGUAAAUAUUUCAGAUAAAACAUAUUAUUUAGAGCCAGAAAAAAAAAACUUCUCAAAUGAAAUAUUAAGAUAUAUUAAAGGAAGAUUUCUAUCAGUGUGUAUGUUUGUUAUAAAAUUGUUGAUAUAUGUUGAAUCAAUCAUAAUAAGUUCUAAAGGAAAACUACAGCUGCUGUUUUAUAUUAUUGUAUUAUUUAUCGUAAUAAUUUUGUUAACAUGGGAAGUUGAAUUAGCUUGGUCAUGCUGAAGAACCUCAUUGAUCAUCCAAUGCAUUUCAAGAUCGUGAACUUUAGAAAAUAAGAUAUACCAGUACUCACCAGUAUUUUAUAUGAUUGACUCAUGAUUGUUCUCAAAUGUCAUGUAUACUAAUAGUUAUUUCACAUGUCUGUAAAAUUGAAACCCUUUCAUGACAUAACUUUCUCUGUCUUUACACUCUGUGACAAAAUUAUGUCUCAUAGGGCUCUCCAUACAUUCCAAAAUAAGAACUGUUUCUGAAUAGUUAGAUUACAACUACCUCUUUAUAUUUAAAAAAAAAACAUAUAAUGUAAUUGUAACCUAGUUUCAUUAACAACAAAUUCAUUUUCGAGUGUCUGAAAUGUUUAAAUUUAUUUAAAAGUCCAAUCAAAAUUCACUAUGCAAAACAUUUUCAAUUUUCAUUGUUUUUAUUAUUUUGAUAUUUUUUUAUGAAUGAUGUAUAGACUCUGACUUUUUUAAAUGAGAAAUGAAUUAAGUGUUCUAUUAUGUUUUUGUAUUUCUACUGAUGUUCAGUUUUUUUUUUAUUAUUCAUCAUGUUCUAUCAAUUUUCCACCAUGGAUCAUCUAUCAUAAAAUAUACAUUGAAUUUUGAUAAGAAUCUCAAAAUAAAAAAGUGAUCUCCUGUUCAAACUUGUGAGAAUGUUGUGAAGCUGUAUCACAGAUAUUUGAAGCUUUUAGAUCAUAUGGUCCCAUUGAAUAAAAGCUAGAUACAAAAAUACUGUUUUUCUAUAUUCCUUUUUAGCUGAAUGACAGUUAAUUAAUGUUAAAGUGUUUUAUAUCUGUCUGUAUAAAAUACUUUUAUAUUGGUGUUUAGUAUAGCAAAGAAGUUGUUGAUUCUUUUCUAGUCUCUUUUUUUCCUCACCUUUUCUACACCAUUAUUAUUAAUAUAGAGUAGUCUCCCUUUGAAAGAUUACCUUAUCUUCCAGUUCUAUCACUAUCAUAUCAACUCAUGCAUGCAAAUAUCAUUUCUGCUCAAAGUGAGUAUUUUAUAAGAAUGCCAUGUAUAACUGUGGAAGAAAAGUUGAAAUUUUAUGCAACUUUUCCAUGAAAUUUUGGACCAUCAUUCAAUAUUUUGGAUUAUCUCUCAUAUUGUACGCAUAUACAUAUUGUGGGAUAUGACAUCCAAACAACCUUUUUUACGAUUAAUAUUUUGAAAGCAUUCUUUUUUCUGUAUUUUCUUUCCAAAGAACUGAAAUCCAUGUAGUUUUGUAAUUAUAUGAGUGUGUUCAAGAACAACAAGAAAGUUACCGUGUAUAAUGUUCAAGAAUACAGUUACUUCUAUGUGUGAUAUCUUUUUAUUUAUAUGGCAGCAUUAGAUUUGAUAUGAGGCUUAUGUUAAUUUCUUGUUUUUAACCAUCAGGAAAAAAGCCAAAAAAUAUGUUUUGCUUAAUAAAAAAAAACACUGUUUCUGAACUGGGAAAUGAUCUUGUACAUUUUCCAGGUAAUAAAGAAAUAUCAGAUUCAGGAUGAAUUUUUACGGCAUCUGUAGACUUUUUUUUUUUUUUUUUUU
This is a messenger RNA of Mytilus californianus (California mussel), 3701 nucleotides long. Its product is annotated as phosphonopyruvate decarboxylase-like. The transcript has 12 exons. Lineage: Eukaryota; Metazoa; Mollusca; Bivalvia; Mytilida; Mytilidae. The coding region runs from base 108 to 1484 and encodes 458 amino acids. The record is from RefSeq and is a predicted model, not a curated record. Gene Ontology annotation, molecular function: thiamine pyrophosphate binding; magnesium ion binding; phosphonopyruvate decarboxylase activity. Gene Ontology annotation, biological process: organic phosphonate biosynthetic process.